Theobroma umbraticum is the source of this 1283-nucleotide messenger RNA. It is a transcript of the gene NRS/ER, whose product is annotated as nucleotide-rhamnose synthase/epimerase-reductase. Lineage: Eukaryota; Viridiplantae; Streptophyta; Magnoliopsida; Malvales; Malvaceae. Gene Ontology annotation, cellular component: methionine adenosyltransferase complex. Gene Ontology annotation, molecular function: methionine adenosyltransferase regulator activity. Gene Ontology annotation, biological process: S-adenosylmethionine biosynthetic process. The record is from RefSeq and is a predicted model, not a curated record.
CGCUCUCUCAAAUCCAACCCUCCGUUCUCCAUUUUGCAUUUCUCUUUCAAAAACCCCAAAAUUUAAGGUAAACAACAAAUAAAAAUGGGGCUCCCGGCAAAUGGCUCAUCUGAGAAACCAUUGAAGUUUCUGAUCUAUGGUCGAACCGGUUGGAUCGGCGGUUUGUUAGGCAAACUAUGCGAAUCCAAGGGAAUCGACUACCAGUACGGCUCAGGCCGGCUCGAGAAUCGGCUGUCUCUCGAGUCCGACAUAGCCUCCGUGAAACCAACCCACGUCUUCAAUGCCGCUGGAGUCACCGGGCGUCCAAACGUCGACUGGUGUGAAUCCCAUAAGGUCGAGACCAUCAGAACCAAUGUGGUCGGGACUCUUACCCUGGCUGACGUGUGCAGAGACAAUGGCCUUGUCUUGAUUAAUUAUGCUACGGGUUGCAUCUUUGAGUACGAUGCAGAUCAUCCGAUCGAAUCGGGUGUCGGGUUUAAGGAAGGGGAUAGUCCAAAUUUCACGGGUUCCUUCUAUUCUAAGACUAAGGCUAUGGUGGAGGAGCUGCUCAAGAAUUAUGAGAAUGUUUGUACGUUGCGUGUGAGGAUGCCUAUUUCAUCGGAUCUAGCGAAUCCUCGAAAUUUCAUCACCAAAAUCACUAGAUAUGAUAAGGUGGUCAACAUUCCUAACUCAAUGACUAUCCUGGACGAACUUCUUCCCAUUUCCAUUGAGAUGGCUAAGAGGAACCUUACUGGAAUCUGGAACUUUACCAACCCGGGAGUGGUCAGUCACAAUGAGAUUUUAGAAAUGUACCGUGACUACAUUGACUCCAACUUCUCAUGGAAGAACUUUACUCUUGAAGAGCAGGCUAAGGUAAUCAUUGCCCCAAGGAGCAAUAACGAACUCGAUGCCAACAAGUUGAAGAAUGAAUUCCCAGAACUCCUGUCCAUUAAGGAGUCUCUUGUUAAGUAUGUGUUUGAGCCAAAUAAGAAGACUCGUGGAGCUUGACCCCAGUUAAGUUGAAGCAGAUUUCCCUGAGGUCUUGUCUGUUAGGGAGUGCCUCAUAAGGUUUGUCUUCAGGGUGAAUCAAGAGACUAGUGGAGCUUGAAAAUUUUAGGCUUUGAAUUCUUUGAUUAUCCUUUUUCUAUUUAUUGAAUUUGGUUCAUGUGGGUUGAUGUGAUAUCUCUGCAAUAGGCACCUCUUCCCAGAUGACACGAAGAAUUGUUGGUAUUUGUAUUUGAAUGUUGUAUUCAUAUCCACGUUUGAAUAAAUCAGUUGAAAAUGAUUUAUCUAGUUAUAAAUUA